GUCUGGACUCUGUGCUAUUCCUCAGCAGCAGAGAAAGAAAACCAGCACAACUCCAAAGUAAACUUUGAAGAGUCUGAAAAAGGAACUGAAUCUUAAAACUCUUACUGUGCCCUGUAAGGCCCUUGUGCGGGGGACUUCAAAGGAGGAUGAUGGUCAAGGAAGCUUUGGCAAGAGUGCUUACAGCUGUGGGCUAUUUAGGAUCCCAGUAAAUAGCUCUACAGCUCUUCAAGAGAGAGGAGUCCUGAACACUGUGCUGCUUUGAAGAGAUCACAGUUCUCAUCCAACAGGACACAUGGCUCUUUUAAAGAAAAUUAACCAGAUCUUACUGUUACUUCUUGUCUUAACUGUGUGUGCCAUUCUGUAUAAUAAAGUUCACCAAGUACCGUCUGCAUUAAAGAAUGAAACAGUUGAUUUGGAGAGUCCAGAGGAAAUGGAAGAAGAAAUUCCAGUUGUAAUCUGUGCUGCUGCAGGCAGAAUGGGUGCAGCUGUAGCAGCGAUCAGUAGCAUCUACAGCAACACAGAGGCUAAUGUUCUGUUCUACAUAGUUGGGCUGAAGACUACCAUCCCACAUAUUCGAAGAUGGAUUGAAAAUUCUAAACUGAAAGAGAUAAAAUUUAAGGUUGUGGAAUUCAAUCCUAUGGUACUAAAAGGAAAAAUCAGACAAGAUGCAUCACGCCCAGAGCUACUGCAGCCUCUGAACUUCGUUCGAUUUUACCUUCCUUUGCUUAUCCAGAAACAUGAGAAAGUAAUCUAUUUGGAUGAUGAUAUCAUUGUUCAAGGUGACAUCCAGGAACUGUACGACACCAAGCUGGCUCCUGGACAUGCUGCAGCUUUUUCAGACGACUGUGAUCUGCCUUCCACACAUGAAAUGGUUAGAAGUGUAGGGAUGCAGAACACGUACAUGGGAUUCCUGGACUACAGAAAGCAGGCGAUUAGAGAUCUAGGCAUCAGCCCCAGCACCUGCUCCUUUAAUCCUGGAGUAAUUGUUGCUAACAUGACCGAAUGGAAACAUCAACGGAUUACAAAGCAGUUGGAAAAGUGGAUGCAAAGAAAUGUAGAGGAAAACCUCUACAGCAGCACCCUUGGGGGAGGUGUGGCAACCUCUCCAAUGCUGAUUGUGUUUCAUGGAAAGUAUUCCACUAUUAAUCCUAUGUGGCACAUAAGGCAUCUUGGUUGGAGCCCUGAUGCUCAUUACUCAGAGCAUUUUCUUCAAGAAGCAAAAUUACUUCAUUGGAAUGGGAGAUACAAACCUUGGGACUAUCCCAGUGUUCACACUGAUCUCUGGGAAAACUGGUUUAUUCCUGACCCUUCAGGGAAGUUUAAAUUAAUUCGGCCUGACAGCUGA
Molecule: messenger RNA, 1345 nt
Organism: Nestor notabilis (Kea)
Lineage: Eukaryota; Metazoa; Chordata; Aves; Psittaciformes; Psittacidae
Gene: GLT8D2
Product: glycosyltransferase 8 domain containing 2
Exons: 10
Coding region: 293-1345 (350 amino acids)
Cellular component (GO): Golgi apparatus
Molecular function (GO): glycosyltransferase activity
Source: RefSeq, a predicted model, not a curated record